AUGGUUGCUCCUACCGCUGUGAAAAAAGAGGUUUCCGAGCCAGUCGAGGCUCCUACACAGGUCGAAAAUAUAGAGGAAGAUACAGACACGAUACUUAUCGACGCCGACGCGCCAGAAACAGAGGACAAGCCAUCCAGAACGCCCGAAGCAGGCCUCGUCUUGGACGAGUCCGGAAAACCCAAGUUCCAGUCACAGGCCGCAUCCAAUAUGAAGGUCAAACUGGAGUCGCGGAAGGUGGCGGUGCCCCCACACAGAAUGUCGCCGCUCAAGAACGCGUGGCCCAAAAUAUACCCUCCGCUAGUGGAUCAUCUCAAGCUACAGGUGCGGAUGAACCUGAAAACCAAGAACGUGGAACUGCGUACGUGUUCCAAGACUACAGAUCCGGGCGCUCUCCAAAAGGGAGCCGAUUUCAUCAAAGCGUUUACCCUGGGAUUCGACAUAGACGAUGCCAUCGCUCUUCUGCGGCUGGACGACCUGUACAUCGAGUCGUUCGAAAUUAAGGACGUCAAAACGCUCCAGGGCGACCAUCUGUCGCGUGCGAUUGGCCGUAUUGCCGGAAAGGACGGCAAGACUAAGUUUGCGAUCGAGAACGCGACUCGGACGCGGAUUGUGCUUGCGGACUCGAAGAUCCACAUUCUGGGCGGGUUCACGCACAUCAGAAUGGCGCGGGAGGCGGUGAUGAGCCUGAUUCUGGGCAGCCCGCCGGGCAAGGUGUACGGAAACCUGCGUACGGUGGCUUCGAGACUCAAGGAGCGGUAUUGA
Ogataea parapolymorpha DL-1 is the source of this 762-nucleotide messenger RNA. Its product is annotated as Pre-rRNA-processing protein PNO1. The transcript has a single exon. The record is from RefSeq and is a predicted model, not a curated record. Gene Ontology annotation, cellular component: nucleolus. Bases 1 to 762 code for a protein of 253 amino acids. NCBI's taxonomy places the organism in Eukaryota, Fungi, Ascomycota, Pichiomycetes, Pichiales, Pichiaceae. Gene Ontology annotation, molecular function: RNA binding.